Molecule: messenger RNA, 2911 nt
Organism: Aedes albopictus (Asian tiger mosquito)
Lineage: Eukaryota; Metazoa; Arthropoda; Insecta; Diptera; Culicidae
Exons: 2
Coding region: 1072-2523 (483 amino acids)
Source: RefSeq, a predicted model, not a curated record
CUGUAAAAUUGUUUGGUAUUCCCUAUAUGAAGUUUCAAACUGUUGUGAUUGCUGCUCCACUUCCCGCAACAACGGCGCAAAUCGCUUUCUGUGUCAAGCAAUUCACCCCAUUUAACCAAUGUUCAGUUAUUGCUGCGACGCCGCCGAUUUCAGUCGUUAUCAAUCCUGAAAAUCAUCUCGUGUGCCAUCCGCGCCGUGCUGGCCUGACCCUUAUCAGUUUAUUGUCUUUCAGAGUAUCAGGCGCGCGCGAGGUGAAUCCACCGACGACAUGCGCCACUAUCGCAUCGAGCGUGAUCAUUUUCUGUGCAUAUAUACAGCGACUGGCGUUUGCCGAACGCUAUCUCAUUCUUUCGUCUGUAUCAACGGCGUGACGCCGCGUGAUUCAUAGUGUGUAGGUCGGGAAAUUUGUGGUUCCACAGAUUUGGGAUAGAGUAUGUGGGGCCAUCGAGUGAUAUGAUCUAUCAGAAUUAAACUCUUCUAAAUCAGACUACAGUCUUAUGUGAAUUUUCGUUUUUCUACCUAUACAUCCUGUUUAUAGUAGUUAGCAUCGUUAGCAUAGUAGUGCCAGGGUAGAAAGAGACAAAACUAUCUACCUACCAGUAGCAGUCUAAAAACUACGUAAGCAAACGCGAAGGGAACCGAAGGAAAGCAACCAGUUCAGUUGUUGUUGAUUUCUCAGUCGUUCCGUUGUUGGCACUGAGAGUGAGCCUGGUUUAUGCCAUAAACAGAAGAAUCGAGCUUUUCGAGUUUCAGAGUUGAUUUCGUCAUAUCAUUCUCUGUUGCGCGUCGUAUAGGUCGGUCGGUUGAUUCAGAAUUUGAGUCAUAGAGUUGUAAUUGAUCCGUGUGUGUACCUACUGUAGUUACUCUACCCCGUCUCAAAUGGUUUACCCUUAGUUGCCUUUAGCGGUGCAUUCUGUUUUGGUCGCGCGCCGUCGAUUCCACGGCGGAGGGGUUGAGGCCAACAGGUGUUGUUAGCAGAUUGAGCGCGCAUUUAGUGUGAUAAGGUCGCCCCCCGAUUGUGCAGCAUAACCAGAGUGUGCUCGACGACGACGUACUAACUGAGCCGAUAUUAUGAAAUUUCACAACUACAGCAGUCCGCCAGAGAAAGUGAAGACACGAUCCGUCAGUUCAUCAUCGGAGCAAGAGUCCACACUUCUCCAGCAACCGCAGCAGCAGCAGCAACCCACGGACGGUCAGAAGCAGCAGCAGCAGCAGAUCAGUCUGAAGAAGAAAAUUACUCCUCAACAGCUGCUCGAGCUGCAACAGCAGCAACAGCGGGAACCACUGGCCAAGCGACCGCGCAUCGACGAGUCUGUUCCGGCCGAGGUGGAACAGCACCAGGCGGUGGCGGAGGAGGAGGAAGAGGAACUCGACACGUCGGCCACGGAAUCGGAAACCGAGAUGGAUCAAAGCACGGACAACGAGAUGAUAGUGUCGCACCCCUCGCAGCGGUUAGAUGCCAAUGCGUUGAAGGCGAAAGCGGCCAGCACGACGGCCAUGGUCGUCACGACAGACGAUUCCGACUAUGGACAGAACGACAAACACGAACAGAAAAAGGUGAAGCGGAAAAUCGUGAGUAAACCGUGCAACAACAACACAUCGACGAAGGCAAAACUUCAGAUGGUGCAUGAGUUUCCAACGUUGUUCCUCGGGCUGAGGCGCAACCGGAUUUUCCUGGUAAAUUCCCUUGCCCAAACGUUCGAUCUGAACCAGCGGGAUAUCAUCCUGACGCUGCGGAAAAUCAAACUGAACGAACACAAUGCUCGGUUAGCGAGCGUCUUUGGACUGACGGACAGCGAGGUGGACAUCCUGUUCCGGACGAGUGUGCCUAAAAUAGCCGACUGUUUGCGAAAUUUCAUCGUGUGGCCGGACGAUGUCACCAUGAAGCUGAACGUCCCCAUCUACCUGCGGCAACAUUUCAACAAAAUCCAUCUGAUCCUGAACUAUCUGGUGGUCAAAGUCCGACAGAACGCCGUCAAAUUCCUCUCCCAGGCCCAAUCGGAGACGUCCUACUGCGAGGGUGACCAGUGUCACAAACUCAAAUACCUGGUGGCGUCCACCCUGGACGGAUGCGUCUGCUUUGUUUCCCGAGGUUUCGGCAUCCAGACGGACGACGAAGCCGUCCUGGCGCAGUCCGGCUUCCUGACCAAGUUCAAAACCAACACAAACCUCAUCGCCGGCAAAAAUUUCCACAACUUCGAGGACCGCCUCACCAACGGAAGCGACCACGACCACGAAAACAACAACGGCGGAGGCGGAGGCGCCGAAUCCGACCUGGAACGGACGCUCAACACCACCGCCACCGAAGAGGACGACAACUUUGGCGAGAUCGUGUCCGAGAAGAUCAGCAAAAGCCGGACGUUCAAGCUGAAAAACUACAUCGAAAGCGUGCUGGAGAGCUUCCAGGGGCACAUGAUCCUGUCGCCGAUGGCGUGCGUCGAUGUGCGGUCGCUCGAACUGCUGGACGACAUCGUGGUGAUCGUGGGGGCGCUCAUCAACCUGCAGAAGCAGGAGGUGGAAUAAGGCGGGAAGUGUUGCGCGCGCGCUUUCGGUUCGUAUGUGUGUUCAGAAGAAUCAAGUUAGGCCCCCACGGAUUUUGUUCGUUUCCUUUUUGGCGCGCUUGCACCCUAAGCUCUUUUUUCUCCUGUACGAUUAUUAGUGCUUUUACUUUGUUGACGAUUUCUGUUCUUUACGGGAAUUCCUUACUUUUUUUUCUCUUUCUGGAGUGUCCCUCGGAAUCGAGAGCAGAGCAGAAAGAAGGCGUCGGAGAGAUACGCAACCAUAAGUUAUGUGGUUCGAACGCGCUAGGCCGUAUUGUAGAUAAUUUAUUAUAAUUAUUAUUAUUAUUAUCAUUGAUGUAAGGCUAACGAAUAGUAACUACACAAAUAAAAGUUUACUAAUGAAGUCCAAG